Molecule: messenger RNA, 3087 nt
Organism: Durusdinium trenchii
Lineage: Eukaryota; Dinophyceae; Suessiales; Symbiodiniaceae
Source: the annotation of a GenBank genome assembly
AUGGAUGCUCCAAUGAUCCGGCGAAACGCAGCGGCAGCGGUACGGUUGCCAUCGCCGGCUAAGAGGGUCGUCAGGAAAAGAAAGAGGGUGGAUGAGACUAGUGCCAGACCAGAGCUGAGGCAGAACAAACUGGCGCGAAUGGUGGGUGUCUCCAAGCUGCGGGGGCGGGUUUCGAAGUUGGGAGCAGCCGCGCGCCCAGCUGAAGAUCCCAAGCCUGCGGAGCGCUCGGAGUGCAAGACCUUAGAUGAUUACACAGCGGCAGACAGUCUCCGAGACCGACUUUUGAAAGGAAGGUCUCCGGAAGUUUGCUUGAAACUCAUGUCUUUUCAUGUGUUGAUGCCGCUGCCAAGUGCACCAAUCACAGCCCCUGUGCAGCCGGCAAAGGGCCUGUCUGCUAGGUACCUUUCUUCUUGGGUGUUGAUUCUUGAAGCGUUCACACGAAGGGGAGUACUUCAGGCAGAUGUGGCACCGCUGUGUAAACAAACGAGCCAGGCUGGAACAGGGACUCAUUACUACCUUGGCCCCGCUGAAACUGUGAGGCAGUCAGAGCUGACGCAAAUUGGUUUCCACUUUCGGGCUACCGCAGUGCAAUCUAGGCAAGCGUUCUUUGAAGAAGUUCCUCGCGUACGUGGGAACAUUAUUCCAGAGCUCUCAGAAAUGGUGGCGCAAGCAGCGAAAGAGGCGCAAGACACGCUGGACUCUGGACCAAAUUAUUUUUCCAUCACAGAUGCUGACUUGGCCGCAGCUGCGCAGGAAAUUUGUCCCAAGGCCCGCGUCUUGAGGACAGCAAAAGAUGGUCUCAUCCUGAUCUCCCCAUUAUGCCUUGUAUAUCUUCUGCAAGCUUGGUACGAGGAACUCAAUGUCCGACAGGUCCGGCGACGCCUUGCAGAUCUCUACGCUGCGAACCUGCUAGCUAUGAGUGCUAACUUACCUUCACCAGACUUUCUCAUGUGGGGUUUGUCAGCGGUGCCACACCCUUCUGCUUUGAAGGCCAUCCUCUUUAACUUCUUUGAGGGCUUUGUUCGGCGCAGAGGAAUCAGGUUUGAUGGGAACUUUGACUUGCCCCUGCAAGUUUGCCAAUACAAGGACUUAAUAAGGGCCAAAGCCUACGACGUCGUACAAAACCUUGCCACCGAUGUGUACCACAUUAACUUCUGUAUGCUAUUGUACGCUGAAUUGCCAACAUCGUACCCUGAUUGUCAGGACCAAAGGUGGAUAAGGGUGCAUAAGGUCGCAUUUGCAUGGUGUGGUGCUGACGGGUCCUUGCUGAAACCAAUAUCUCUGGCGAAAUCCGAAAGUAUGCCAGAGAUUGAGCGUGACUUCAAGCCGUGGAUCCAAAGGAUGCAGCAAGUGCGCCAAGAGCACGGUCUAUCUGCUGCGGACACUGUCCCAGUCUUUCACUCCACGGAUUCCUAUGGCAAGCACAGGAAGAAGCUGACCCAGUUCUAUGUCAAACACUUCCAAACCCUCCAGAUCACAAGUGCCCAUGCUACUCCGAAGGCGAACGCCGAUGGCACGCGCUUGCUGGGAGAUUUCCAGUCCCCAGUUGCUGCCAUGGUGACUGUGACAGCAGACCCGCAGCACGAUUUGACGGAUGCCUGCGACUACAUGGACUUUAUUUUCGACCACAGAGAUUUGUUGGGCCGCCUCAGCACUGAGCCCUGCCCAUGGGAUCUUCCAACAUUUUCCAGGCCCGACAUGACCUUGACAGACAGUCAGCGGGACCUGCUACGAGCUGCGGUUGAAGGAGGUCUGACAUUGCCGGUGGAAAACAAACAUGAAGAUGUGAAGGGCCUCAGGCGGUUUACGCAACAGCCGUAUGUCCACAAGUCUGAUGAAUGGCUGAGUUUGUUCCAAGCUGAGCCGCCGCGAGGCGUUCUUUGCCGCAUUGCGCGGCGCUUGGAUGUUUCGCUGAGUCCUACCAAUGGCCCCUGGCAGUAUCCGGAGAAACAAGACUUUCGCGAGGAGAUUGCCAGGAUGAGGUCAUGGUACGAACCUGGGCGCAGGAAGUUCCGCCGUGUACAGGAUCUUCGAGACGACAGCGCUGCCCUACUUCCUGGAGCCCCAACAGUGUUCACUGCUAAAGUGAAGAAACAUUACGCGCAGCUGAAAACUCCGCUGAAGGAAGAAGGUCUUUGGAAGUGGGCGCUAGUAGCCCGUGGUUUGCAUAAAGCAGGUGUGCCUGUGGUCAGCGGCACCAUCUCAGUGGAGCAAAAGUGGAGCCACAUCAAGUCCAUGCUCCCGCAAGAAGCACGACGUAUCUCCAUGCAGUGGUUCGACAUGCUCUCCAACUUGUGCUUCCUUCGGUUGAUGUACAGUCAUUAUCAUCAUGGAAGUAUGCCUUCUUGGACGGACAACGACACCUUGCUUUCACGCAAGCUUGACGGCCUUAUUGCUCUGGCCCAAUGUUUGUCGAACAUGGAUGGUGUGUUAGACGAGAUUCCUUCAAAUCUCGCCAGCACGGUGCCGCUUGAGGCCGAGGGUGACGGAGACCUCGCCGCAGACACAGGCACAUCCGCAAGCGCGGUUUUUUGGGAUCCGGAGCUUGUCGAAGAAGCCUUUGGCGUCCAGUUCCCCAGCAAGGUGCGUAUGAGAGUCUUGCACACCAAGUGGGCUCGGGCCAUGGCGCAAGGACUUAAGUGGGUGGAAACGCAAAGGUACCGAUCCAAAAGCCUGAACGCAAUGAAAUUUGCGCAGGCUGGUGAGUGGGUAGUGUUGGGGGACUCCCAGCACAUCAUGGCCAUAGGAGUGUGCGCCGGAAAGGUUGUGCGAGGGUGCAGAGACAUUCUCAGCAGCGGUGUCCUUGACCACCUGGACGAGUCGCUACGAGCGGACCUGGAGAGUUACCUCAAUGUCGCUCAAAGCUUUGACUACAUAACCUUCUCUAGCGUGUGCAACCUGACCGCAGGCGAACCCAUCCCAUGGAAGAGCUUCUGGAGUCUGCAAAGUGCAAGAAACCCGAAGAAUAAGCAAGGUUUCCCGCGUGUUGGAGGACCAGACUUGGCCCCGGCACUAUUUUUGUGGACCCAGCAAUUAGGAGCUGAAUGGAUCACUCCUUAUGGCAACCCCGGUGAAGAGUCUGAGUAA